AUGUACAACCAACCCAUCUACGCCGAGACAACACCAGAAAUACUCUACCAAUUCAUCCGCGAACACCCCCUCGGCAUCCUCACAACCGCAAUCCCAUCAACCCACUACCCCCUCCUCCAAUCCACCCACAUCCCCUGGAUCCUCGACCCUCCAAACCAAAUCCAUGGAUCCCCCAAAGCAAGACUCCGCGCCCACAUCGCCCGCCAAAACCCACAAUCCAAAGCCAUAAUUGACUCCCUCAAAGACUCCAACUCAACCUCCGGCUCCCAAUUAUCACAAGAAGUCAUGAUCCUCUUCACAUCCCCGCAUCACCACUACGUGACCCCGAAAUUUUACACAGAGACGAAACCAGUGACCGGGAAAGUAGCGCCUACGUGGAAUUACAGCACGGUGCAGGUUUAUGGUACCGCGACUGUGUAUUUUGAUCCCGAUGUGAAAGAGACGGGGGAGUUUCUGGAUAAGCAAUUACGGGAUUUGUCAGAUCAUUGUGAGAGUGAUAUUAUGGGGUUUACGGGGGAGGAGGGGAGGGAGGAGCCUUGGAGAGUGGAUGAGGCGCCGGAGGGGUACUUGAGGGUUUUGAAGAGGAAUAUUGUCGGGUUGAGUGUGGAGGUUGAGAGGAUUGAGGGGAAGGUUAAGAUGAGUCAGGAGAGGAAACGGGGGGAUAGGGAGGGCGUUAUAGAGGGGUUGGGGAGGUUGGGGACUGAUACAGCGAGGGAGGUUGCGAGGUUAGUCAGGGUUAGGGGAGAUAUGAGGGAUGGUCAUGGUGUGGGGGGGUGA
Molecule: messenger RNA, 777 nt
Organism: Aspergillus oryzae RIB40
Lineage: Eukaryota; Fungi; Ascomycota; Eurotiomycetes; Eurotiales; Aspergillaceae
Product: FMN-binding negative transcriptional regulator
Exons: 1
Coding region: 1-777 (258 amino acids)
Source: RefSeq, a predicted model, not a curated record